Molecule: messenger RNA, 2799 nt
Organism: Daktulosphaira vitifoliae (grape phylloxera)
Lineage: Eukaryota; Metazoa; Arthropoda; Insecta; Hemiptera; Phylloxeridae
Gene: kdn
Product: probable citrate synthase 2, mitochondrial
Exons: 7
Coding region: 182-1594 (470 amino acids)
Biological process (GO): carbohydrate metabolic process; tricarboxylic acid cycle; citrate metabolic process
Cellular component (GO): mitochondrial matrix
Source: RefSeq, a predicted model, not a curated record
GGCGGAGCUCUACAGCGCCGUCGUCGACGAUGACACGGUAAUCUACGGGGCGCGACCCGGUCUUUUGCUUGUCCGACUAGCACCCCGAUCAAACGCCAUAUUUUUGUGUCGAUCAUCCUCGUCGUGUGGAUUCUGUGCGCAAAAUCUCUUAGGUAUCGAAGUGUGAUAACUUUUCAUUAAAAUGAGCUUAUUCAGAACGACCGCAGUAAAAUUGUUGGAAAUUAACCAGGUUGCUGCUCCAUUAUGGACAGCAUCACGUAACAUGGCUAGUUCAUCAACUGAUCUCAAAACAAUAGUUGCUGAAAAAUUGAAACAGAGUGGUGAGGAAAUUAAAGCUUUCAGAAAGCAACAUGGAUCUACUGUUGUUGGUGAUGUAACGUUAGACAUGAUGUAUGGUGGUAUGAGAGGUAUUAAAGCUUUAGUCACAGAAACUUCAGUAUUAGAUGCUGAUGAAGGUAUUCGCUUCCGUGGAUAUUCUAUUCCUGAAUGUCAGAAGUUGUUACCAAAAGCACCUGGUGGAAGUGAACCUCUACCAGAAGGUCUAUUCUGGUUAUUAAUUACUGGUGAUAUCCCUACCCAAGAACAAGUUAAAUGGUUGUCUAAAACAUGGGCUGAACGAGCUGAAUUACCAUCACAUGUUGUUACUAUGCUUAACAAUCUUCCAAAUUCUGUACAUCCAAUGACUCAGUUAGCAGCUGCUGUUUCUUUGCUCAACACUGAAAGCAAGUUUGUUCAAGCAUAUACCAAAGGAGUUCACAAAUCACAAUUUUGGGAGUAUACCUAUGAGGAUACCAUGGAUUUAAUCGCUAAAUUACCAGUGAUAGCAGCUACAAUUUAUAGAAAUGUAUACCAUGGCGGAAAACAAGUUGGCACUGUAGACACUGAACGAGAUUGGAGUGCUAACUUUACAUCAAUGUUGGGUGCUAAUAACUCUGAAGAAUUUAUUGAACUUAUGCGCCUAUAUUUGACAAUUCACUCUGAUCAUGAAGGUGGUAAUGUGUCUGCUCAUACAACUCAUCUAGUAGGGUCAGCAUUAUCUGAUCCUUAUCUAUCAUUCAGUGCUGGAAUGUGUGGUCUUGCUGGUCCAUUACACGGACUUGCUAACCAAGAGGUAUUAAUUUGGCUAGAAAAAUUACGCAAGGAAGUUGGUGAUUCAGUAACCAAUGAACAGCUCAAAGAAUUUAUUUUGAAAACAUUAAAAAGUGGACAAGUAGUACCAGGUUAUGGUCAUGCUGUAUUACGUAAAACUGAUCCACGUUACACAUGCCAACGUGAAUUUGCAUUAAAACACUUACCUAAUGACCCAUUAUUUAAACUUGUAUCUCAAGUAUUUGAAGUUGUACCACCCGUACUUAACGAUUUAGGUAAAGUCAAAAACCCAUGGCCUAAUGUAGAUGCUCAUUCUGGAGUAUUAUUGCAGUACUAUGGCCUAAAAGAAAUGAAUUACUAUACAGUAUUGUUUGGUGUAUCUCGUGCUUUAGGAGUAUUAGCUUCAUUAGUAUGGGAUCGUGGUCUUGGUCUUCCUAUUGAACGCCCAAAAUCAUUAUCUACUGAAAAGCUGAAGGAAUUAGUUAGCAAGGCAAAAGCUGCUUAAUUAAAUGAACUGAUGCUUAAUUUUUCAUUGAAAAACUGUUACCCUAUUUUCUUUUUUAUUCAAUUUGAAAAUCCCCGUCCAAAUAUUCUUUGCCAUUAAAAUAGACUAAAAUCAUUCUAAUAAUUUUAUCAUAUUUUAUGGUAAACUAAUGUUUUUUUCAUUUAAAAUAGUACUUAUCAAGUAAAUUGGGAAUCUCUUGAAAAUAAAUUUUGUAUUACUAUUUACAAACAUAAUAGUAUUUAUUUAAAUAUCAUAAUAAUUAAUAAAUAAAAACAAUCAAAAAUUAUUUUCUGAUUACUACAUGUAAAUUUAUUUAUUAAAAAUGUGUAGUAAAAUACUUGUAAUUUAAAAUAAAUUGCUAAGUUGUUAAUACAGUAUAAUUAUUGUGUAUUGGUAAAGAAAUUGAGUUUUAGGACAUAAUGACAAUAGAAAAUAUAUUUAUUAUAAAUAGUAUAUGUUGUAAUUUUGUAUAAGUAUUGUUGAUUAUUCAAACUUUUGAUAUAAUUAUUUAAAUGUAGUGAUAGUCGAUUGUUGAUUAGUUACAUUUAAAUUAUAAAAUUGCUUAAUAUUCAAAAUUUAGCAUAUUUUUCAUUUAUUAACAAAUUAAACUUCCUUUAAGAAAAAAGUUAAAUUAAAUAAAAAAUAUUUUAGGAUCCAGUACAUUUUUUUUUUUUAACUUUUCAUAGUAGUAAAGUCUACAUAAACUUAGACAGAAACUUAGUUGUUCGGUUCUGUUGAACUUGAUUAUUUAGGUACUCUCUUUCUCUCUACAUCAAGUAUAUAUUUUAGAUAAAAUGUUUAUAAAUAUAAAGGAUAUUAACCUUUUGAAAAAAUGUAGGAGUUAAGUAAAAUAGGUAUUUUUACCAAAAAAAUUAUGUCAAUUUAUAUUAAUUAUUAAGAAAGCUGUUAGAAAUAUUUUAAUCCUCUAAGGAUUAAUAUAAAUGUAGAUAUUGAAAACGCAACCUAUUGCUUUAUAAUAUAUUAUUAUUCCCAUAGUUAGUGUCAAAGAGUGUUUGAAAGUUAUAUAUAUUUAUUUUCAGGUCAAAUUUGUUUUAUCAAAUAUUGACUUAUGUCACUUUUGCUCUAACAUUCAUAAAUAUACAUGUAUCUAGCAUAUGUAAAUAAGAUUUUCUUUUUUAAUUUGAUAUUAAUUUUAUUAGAAAUUAUAUGAUUGGAAAAAAUAUAUUUUUAAGUUAUAUACAAUA